Messenger RNA from Setaria italica (foxtail millet), 3104 nucleotides. Its product is annotated as protein FAR1-RELATED SEQUENCE 5. The coding region runs from base 220 to 2358 and encodes 712 amino acids. Gene Ontology annotation, biological process: regulation of DNA-templated transcription. NCBI's taxonomy places the organism in Eukaryota, Viridiplantae, Streptophyta, Magnoliopsida, Poales, Poaceae. The record is from RefSeq and is a predicted model, not a curated record. The transcript is spliced from 6 exons. Gene Ontology annotation, molecular function: zinc ion binding.
AACUGAAAAUCCCCCUCCUGUUUCUUUCUCCCGUUCAGUUCUGUGUCUCACUCUCGCCUUUCUUUCCCGGCUGCGACUACUGGGCGAGAGGCGCUGCCGGCCGCCGUUCGCCAUGUCUCCCUCGGGCCCUUCACAGGCGAAGAACACCCACCAGCAGCAGCGAACCGCGGCGAUGGAUGCUUGUGCUGGAUGGUGAGUUCUUGAUACGUGCCGGCAGUGAUGGAGGGAGAACGGACCGAAGGUGAUGAGCUGAUUGACGAUUAUGUCGAUUGCCUCAUGUCUCUGGAUACCAACGCUCGGCCCGGCCCGAGCGAUGGCCUCAUUCUCGGUGCCCCUGUUGUGGAAGGGGCGGUUGGAGGCGGAAUGGAGCCGGAUGCCAUGAGAGAUUUUGCUUCAGCUGAGGACCCCAAGGAGCCUGUGCUCGGGAUGACAUUCGAGUCUGAUGAGGCUGCAAAGGCGUUCUACAAUGAGUACGCAAGGCGGCUUGGUUUCCCCUUCCGUGUCGGCAGGUCUCGGCGCUCCAAGGGUACAGAGGAGGUAGUCGUCAUGAAGAGGUUUGUUUGCUCCAGGGAAGGGAUGUACAAGAAGAAACACAAGUCACCGGAUGAGGCUACAAGGAAGCGUGAGAGGAUGUCGAUGCGGGAAGGUUGCAAUGCUAUGAUGGAGGUGGUUAGGGAGUCGGAUCAUUGGGUUGUCUCCAAGCUUGAGAAGGCUCACAAUCAUGACCUGGGCACUUGUAGUACCAACGUUGGUUAUCUUCGUGCUAGAGGUCUGCUUGGUAGCUCUGAUAAGGUCACUAUGGUGGGGCCUGACGAGAUGGCAUUUCUCAGGCAGAAUGUUCUUGGGGAAGGAGGAGAUGCUCAGGGCCUUAUUGAUUAUCUCAAGAAGACACAAGCCAAUGACCCCGCUUUCUCGCAUGCCAUACAGGUUGACAAGAAUGGCUGCGUGGUGAAUGUUUUCUGGGCUGAUUCUAGGGCUAAAGCAGCUUAUCGGCAUUUUGGGGAUGCUGUCACUUUCGACACUUCGUACAAGAAGAACAAGUAUAUGAUGCCCUUUGUUACUUUCUCAGGAGUCAACCAUCAUCUGCAGCCUGUUAUUUUUGGAUGUGCAUUGCUUAUGGAGGAGACUGAGUUCUCGUUUGUUUGGCUAUUUGAAACAUGGCUAGCAGCAAUGGGAGGGAAGGCGCCGUGUUCAUUAGUCACUGACCAAAACAGGGCCAUGAAGGCUGCAAUUGGGAAGGUUUUUCCAAAUUCAUAUCACCGUUUCUGUAAGUGGAAUAUUUUGAGUAGGACCAAACAAAAGCUGACCCAUGUAUACACAGAGCAUCCAACCCUAAGAGAUGAGCUUGAAAGCUGUAUUCUUGAGUCUGAAACUAUUGCCACAUUUGAAACAGCUUGGAUGUCAAUCAUUGAUAAAUAUGACUUGAGAAAGAAUUCAUGGCUUCAAGCAAUCUACAACAUCCGCCAAAAGUGGGUUCCUUUGUACUUGAUGGAUACAUUCUUUGCAGAAGUUUCCCCAGCAUGGAAAUUGGAAACCAUGAAUGAUUUCUACAAGAAAUAUUUUAAUACAAAAACAACACUGGAAGUUUUUCUGAAUCAGUUCAACUUGAGCAUGGCAAGCCAAUACGAUGAUGAAGCAAAAGCUGAUAUGGACACCUACGUAAAUAAGGCAACUACAAAAACUGCAUCCCUAAUAGAAAAACAGGCGGCAAGCACUUAUACCAAAGCAGUCUUCAGUAAAUUUCAGGAGGAAUUCACAGAGUCUCUGGGGUUUGUCAUUCAGAAAAUUGAAGAUGGUUCUAUAAGCAAAUACAGCAUCACAAAAGAUGAAGAUCCAUCCGAAACAUUCUAUGUGACUUAUAGUGCUUCGAAUAAGAUGGCAAACUGUAGUUGCAAAUACUUUGAGUUCUCAGGUAUUUUGUGCCGUCAUAUUCUUGGAGUAUACAUAAUAGUCGAUCCGCGUACACUACCUCCUGAUUACUUUUUGAAAAGAUGGACAAGGAAAGCCAGAGAUGAUAAUGCUGUGUUAGAAGAAAACAACAAUUAUCAUGAUGAGGAUCCUUCUCAGUCCAUUACUAGCCGUUACAAUGUCCUAUGUGUUGAUGCCAUUAAAUGUGCUGAGAAAGGAGCUGGAUCAGAAGCAGUCUACAAAGCAGCAAAAGAUAUCUUACAGAAGGCGUAUGAAGAGAUUAUUGCUUAUGAAAGAAAUCCUGGUCGGGGUUCCCAAAGGGACGACAUAAACAUCAAUGAGGAUGUCACAAUAGAUGACACGAUGAAUGAUCAAUCUAUGCCAGAUUCUGGACGGAAGGUGACUAAUCUACUAGGCCAGUUUCUUGAUUCCUCUUGGUCUCCAGUCUGAUAUUUUUCUUGUCAUAUCUUUGGAGAUGAAAAAAAAUGCAAUUUAGCAGCAUUAUUAGCUGUCAUCAUUGGCAUGCAAUUUUCUUUUUUGAAUUGGCUAGUGGAAAACAGCAUGUGGACUUUUCAACUUGAUAUGAAUUUCCUUGAGAAGAAUGUCCUCCACUUGACUGUUGGGAAACAGGACAAUUUUGUUUGAAGAUGCCAGAUGAUUUCUGAACAUGCUGAAGUCUUUGUUGCUUCAAUAGAAGCUCUGUAUGGUUCUGCCUGUAUGUCUGAAGCUACUGAAGGGAUGAUGCAGCGUUAGCUGUUAGCAUUUUGGAGAAUCUGGCAAAAGUUCCACGCAUUGACUUGAUAAUAAUGUGCCUUUCAUCCAUGCACAAAUCUGAACUGAGGAAGAUAUGGGAUCAAGUACUCCUUGCUGGAAAAGCAUCAGCUGAUCAGGUGGAAGCUCUCAGGCAGCUGCGAAGCAAAUAUAUUCAGGGAGGAUGUCAGGAUAACGCGUUCAGUUCAAGCUAAUGAGACGAUGUAAAGACGAAACGUUAGAAACCUUCUGUACCCUUCUCUGGGGUGUCUGUCAAAUGUUAGCAUGUGUGCCCACUUCCUGGUUGCACUGAAUGGUUGAAGCAUGUGUUUUGUGGAAUCCUGCUACUGGGAUGAAAUGUUCAUGUUGCUUCUGACAUCUCACGUUCACGUACUAUCUGAUUAUACUACGUACUCGCGUUGCUAUAAAUACUUUACUAAUUAUUA